CGAAAUUUAGCCGUACCUUCUCUGAAUUUCAAUCAUGGCUGCCUCACGAUUCGGCACUUUGGUGAGACAGUUUAGCUCUUCAGCUGUAAGAAACCAACUAGUUACACCACCAGUUCAGGUGUUUGGUAUUGAAGGCAGAUAUGCUACAGCAAUGUACUCUGCUGCUACAAAACAGAAGCAGUUAGAUUCAGUAGAAGGUGAAUUGAAGACUUUGAAGAAACUUAUUAAAACCGAUAAGCCUUUUGCAGAAUUCCUACAGAACCCAACAUUUAGUCGCACAGAAAAGAAAGACACACUGACAAAUAUUGCAAAGAAACAAAAAUAUUCAGAUCUAACAAGUAAUUUAUUCGGUGCAUUAGCAGAAAAUGGUAGACUAAAUAAAUUAUCUGGUGUUUUGGAUGCCUUUGAGAAAAUUAUGAGUGCUCACAAAGGCGAGGUACAGUGUGUUGUCACCACAGCUAAGGCUAUGAGUGCAACAAAUGAGAAAGAAAUCAGAACAGUUCUACAAACUUUCUUAAAACCAGGAGAGAAAUUGUUCUUAACAUUGGAGACUGAUCCCAAAUUGAUUGGUGGCAUGGUGGUUUAUAUCGGAGACAGAUAUGUUGAUAUGUCUAUGGCAUCAAAAAUCAACACAUAUACCAACUUAAUUAAACAAGCUGUAUAAUGACUGACAGACAUAGAUAUUUGUGAUCAAACUUUAUUUAGAAGUGAAGUUGUAUUUAACAUUUGUUGAAUAGAUUUUGACCAACUCU
Mytilus trossulus (common blue mussel) is the source of this 752-nucleotide messenger RNA. Its product is annotated as ATP synthase subunit O, mitochondrial-like. The coding region runs from base 35 to 664 and encodes 209 amino acids. Lineage: Eukaryota; Metazoa; Mollusca; Bivalvia; Mytilida; Mytilidae. The transcript is spliced from 8 exons. The record is from RefSeq and is a predicted model, not a curated record. Gene Ontology annotation, molecular function: proton-transporting ATP synthase activity, rotational mechanism. Gene Ontology annotation, biological process: proton motive force-driven mitochondrial ATP synthesis.